Microthlaspi erraticum is the source of this 2118-nucleotide messenger RNA. Lineage: Eukaryota; Viridiplantae; Streptophyta; Magnoliopsida; Brassicales; Brassicaceae. The record is from the annotation of a GenBank genome assembly.
AUGGGUUCUUACUCUGCUGGUGGAUUCCCCGGAUCUUUUGAGAGCUUCAAUUUCAACAACCAGAUUGAUUUCCCUAAUUUCGGAAACGAUUUCUAUCUAAAUGACCAACCUUUGUUAAACAUUCCAUCUCCAUCUCCUCCUCCUCCUCCAGAGCAAUCACCACAACAGAAUCUUGCUGCUGCGGAUUCCGAUUUCUCUGAUUCGGUUCUGAAAUACAUAAGCCAAGUCCUCAUGGAAGAAGACAUGGAAGAGAAGCCAUGUAUGUUUCACGACGCUCUGUCUCUUCAAGCAGCUGAGAAAUCUCUCUACGAAGCUCUCGGCGAAACGUACCCUGAUCAUCAUUCUCAGCCUCUCAUCACUACUACUACAACAAGCCCUGUUCCAUUGGCUGAUAGUCCUGAUGGAUCUUCUUCAAGCACAACCACUACCACUUCCUCUGACUGGAGCUUUGAUUGUUUAGAGAACAAUAGGCCUUCUUGGUUACAUACACCAAUCCCUAACAACUUUGUUUUCCAGUCUAGAUCCAUUCCACAGUCUGUUGUUGGUGGCGGUGGCGUUAGUGGUGGUUUGGUUUCUAAUAUGUUUAACGAUAGAGAAUUGGCGUUACAAUUCAAGAGAGGCGUGGAGGAAGCUAGUAAGUUCCUUCCUAAGAGCUCUCAGUUGGUUAUAGAUGUCGAAAGCUACAUCCCGGCGGACUUUGUUUCUUGCAGACUGACAGGAAAGAAAAGCCAUUCGCGGCGGCGCGAAGAAGAAGAAGAACAUUUGGCUGAAGAAAGAAGCAAGAAACAGUCAGCUGUUCAUGUGGAUGAAGCUGAGCUUUCUGAUAUGUUUGACAAGAUUCUGCUCUUUGGCCAGCCUGAGGAGAAACCUGUAUGCAUUCUUCACGAGAACUUUUCGAAAGAACCCACAACGAAAGCUUCAUCCUUUAGCAAGAAACCGGCUGCUAGUAGUAGUGGUAACGACUCUAUGAAAGAGACGACGACAGCUGAUCUGAGGACACUUUUGGUUUCAUGUGCUCAAGCAGUUUCUGUUAACGAUCGUAGAACGGCAGAUGAGUUGUUGAGAAAAGUUAGGCAGCAUUCUUGCUCUUACGGCGAUGGAACAGAGAGAUUAGCUCAUUACUUCGCAAACAGUCUUGAAGCACGCUUGGCAGGGAUAGGCACGCAGGUCUACACUGCCUUGUCUUCCAAGAAAACGUCUGCGUCCGACAUGUUGAAAGCUUACCAUACGUACAUAUCCGUGUGCCCGUUCAAGAAGAUCGCAAUCAUAUUCGCUAAUCACAGCAUCAUGCACCUGAGUCAGAAUGCGAAAACCAUACACAUCAUAGACUUUGGUAUAUCUUAUGGCUUCCAAUGGCCUCCUCUGAUUCACCGGCUUGCAUGGAGACGCGGUGGGACGUGUAAGCUUCGGAUAACCGGUAUAGAGCUGCCACAGCGCGGGUUUAGACCGGCCGAGGGAGUUGUGGAGACCGGUCAUCGCUUGGCUAGGUACUGUGAGAAGUUCAAUAUUCCAUUUGAGUACAACGGCAUAGCGCAGAAGUGGGAAACGAUCAGGUUAGAGGACUUGAAGCUGAGAGAAGGCGAGUUCGUUGCGGUGAACUCGCUGUUUAGGUUUAGGAACCUUCUUGAUGAGACGGUGGCAGUGCACAGCCCUAGAGACGCAGUUCUGAAGCUCAUCAAGAAGAUCAAACCGGAUGUUUUCAUCCCUGCGAUCCUCAGCGGAUCGUACAACGCGCCUUUCUUUGUCACUAGGUUUAGAGAAGCUUUGUUUCAUUACUCGUCUUUGUUCGACAUGUGUGACACGAACCUGACGAGGGAAGAUCCGACGAGAGUUAUGUUUGAGAAGGAGUUCUAUGGGAGGGAGAUCAUGAACGUUGUGGCUUGCGAAGGGACGGAGAGAGUGGAGAGACCGGAGAGUUAUAAGCAGUGGCAAGCGAGGGCGGUGAGAGCCGGGUUUAGGCAGCUUCCUUUGGAGAAGGACCUUGUUCAGAAGCUAAAGUUGAUGGUGGAGAGUGGAUACAAUAGCAAAGAGUUUGAUGUUGAUCAAGAUGGUAGCUGGUUGCUUCAAGGCUGGAAAGGUAGGAUUGUGUAUGCUUCGUCUACUUGGGUUCCUAUGUGA